Molecule: messenger RNA, 1839 nt
Organism: Papilio machaon (common yellow swallowtail)
Lineage: Eukaryota; Metazoa; Arthropoda; Insecta; Lepidoptera; Papilionidae
Exons: 4
Coding region: 51-1781 (576 amino acids)
Molecular function (GO): protein binding
Source: RefSeq, a predicted model, not a curated record
UAUUGAAGUGGAGCUUUUACAUACUUACUAUAGUUUAUAUUUUCUUGAUUAUGGAGGAAAUUUCGCUUUUAAUUCGUGGAGAAGAGUUUAUAGUGAAAAAAGAGGUAUUGUGUGAAUAUAGUGAUUAUUUUAAGGCAAUGUUCAGUGGAAAUUACAUAGAAAAAGAGAAAAGCCAAAUUAUCAUAGAUGUCUUACCGCCAAAUAUAAUGCAAAUUAUUCUUCAGUACAUGAACAUUGGUUUAAUAGACUUAUCAGAUUAUUCGCAUCAAAUAAUUGGUGAAAUAGCGAUGGCUGCUAAUUUCCUUCAAAUAUCAGAACUUAUAAAACAGAUUGAAUACACAUUAGAUAUUCAAUUAUCUGUUAACAACUGGAUUGAUACAAUGACAAUUGCUGAAAAUGCUUCUUAUAUAAAACUGGAGGAACAUGCAGUUGCAUUUGGUCUUUUUUCCUUUAAAUUAAUGAAGCCUAGUUUCAUAUCGUCAAUAAAAAAAUUAUUCUGGUACCUAUCACAUCCAUAUUUAGAUGCAGAAUGUGAACUAGAUGUGUUUAAAUUUGGUCUAGAUUGGGUACUGAAUAAUGAAACUGGAGCAGAUGCUAUUAUGAUUGUAUUAGGAAGUCUAGACUUAAGUAGGUUAUCACUUAGUGAUUUUUUAGAAAUGAAAUCAUUAACAACUGAUUACAACAGCAGUCUGCCAGCUAAAGUAAUUGAUGGUCUGGUCUCUUUACACAAAAAAUAUGGAGAACUAUCACCACAGAUAAUAUCUGAACAAAAGGAAUUGCAAUGUGAAACAUUUACGAGAAGAGUUUACGAUGAAAUUUGUAAUUUGGUUAAAGAAAGUAAACAUCGGAAGUUAAAGUUUACAUUAUCUCUUCCGAUGACAAUCAAACAACCAUUAGCGGAUGAAUCUCCACACUAUAUGUAUACAUAUACUUUAGGAGUCGGAUUUGGCAAAUGGUUAGAAUUGGUUGAGAAAAAUUUAUGGGGAUGGAAUGUGGUGUCAUAUAAUGGGACAAAACUUGUUAUUGUCUGUGGUGAGUAUGGCAAAGGCACUGGUAUGUUUAUGAGAGAUGUAAAAGAAUAUGAUACAUUGAGAAGAGAAUGGAAUAGACAUGGAGUUCAGUUGCCACAGAGAAGACAUGGCAGUGUUGCCGUUUUGGGUGACUCUUUAUACAUUAUCGGAGGUGUAGGUGGGUUUAGGGUAGUAUUAGAUACAGCAAUAAUAUAUAACAUGAGAGAAAAGACUUUUAGAAGUAUCGCAAAACUUCCAGACGCGAUACAGAAUCCAGCAAUUUGUUGUCACAAUAAUUAUAUAUAUACAGCUGGUCACAAACACAUUUAUAGGCAUGUGGAAUCUGAUGAUAAAGAUCAAUGGGAAUUAGUUGCUACCGUUAGUUUUCGAGUUAAAUGCAUGGUGUCCCACAAAGGGUACAUAUACUGUACACAAAGUUAUUUUAACGAAUUGUAUAGAUUUAGGCCAUUUGUUGACAAUGAAUUGCAACCACUUACUGGGUUUUACAACAUACCUACAGUAUUAUGUAAUUUAGGCGGACGAUUGUUAGCAUUCACUGAAAACAAUAAACUCUUCAAACACACUGACGUUUUGUCUUUAGAAGAAUACACGGACAAUGCAGAGUUUCCCGAAGUCCUUUACACACAGACAGAUGCUCCGAUGACAGUAAACGAAACUGCAGGGUAUUGUGCCUUAGUGAUGGAAACACCUCCGUUAUGCAAAUCUGUGUCAACAUACCAUUUGCAAUAUUUGACAAAAUAUCCAGAUUGAAUUGUGACUCAAAUUUAGUAUUUUCUGAGAAUGUUUUUAAGACUUAAGUAUAAUAUUU